UUGAGGAAUGUCUAUUGGAUAUGCGUAACCAAAAGAUUAUGGUUGCUGGUGCUUUUGAUUUGGAGAGGGUGUUGAAGACUAUCAAGAAAAAAACUGGUCAAAAUGCAGAAAUUUUGGUGAUGACUAAGAAAUCCGAGGCAGUUCAGACGGACGAUGAUGAAUCUGAUAAAGUCCAGACAGAUGAUGAACAUGAACUAGCUCUAGAGAAGAAUAAACCAUCUUCUUUAGUUCCAAAACAACAAGAAAAUCUUGAAAACGAGAAAAAUGAUGAUAAACCUGAGACAAGUAGUGUAAUGGAAGUCGAGUUCAAGAUACCAUUCCUAAAUGACAAAUAUGAGGUAUACAUCGAAAAGGUUAUUUCCAAAUUCGAAGGGGUUGAAACAUGUGUGGUCGAUGUUGAAAAUCAAAAGGUUGUGGUUACUGGUAGUUUUGAUCAGGAGAAAAUGUUCAAAAAACUCAAGAAAAAGAUGGAUAAAAAGAAGGAUGAAGAAUCCAAAAUCGCAGCAGAGUAAAAAGAAGAAGCUGAUAUGAGUAGAGAUAUGCAUAUGUCAAACCAGAUAGUCAUGAACUCAUGAUGAAUAGGAGAUAGCUAAAUAUAUGAUGUAUAGUGACGCAUAUCCUAACGGAUGUUGUAUUGCAUAAGGUAUUCGCAACAAGUAUCCACCAUAAGGAACUUGGCAUGGUAAUAGGUUAUAUCUUGAGACAUAUUUUAAUAUUUGAUUCAUCUUGGUAUUAUUUAAAAAGGUCUAUAAACUGAAA
Camelina sativa (false flax) is the source of this 759-nucleotide messenger RNA. Its product is annotated as heavy metal-associated isoprenylated plant protein 18-like. The record is from RefSeq and is a predicted model, not a curated record. NCBI's taxonomy places the organism in Eukaryota, Viridiplantae, Streptophyta, Magnoliopsida, Brassicales, Brassicaceae. Gene Ontology annotation, molecular function: metal ion binding.